Molecule: messenger RNA, 517 nt
Organism: Otolemur garnettii (small-eared galago)
Lineage: Eukaryota; Metazoa; Chordata; Mammalia; Primates; Galagidae
Product: histone H3.3-like
Exons: 2
Coding region: 62-517 (151 amino acids)
Cellular component (GO): nucleosome
Molecular function (GO): DNA binding; structural constituent of chromatin; protein heterodimerization activity
Source: RefSeq, a predicted model, not a curated record
CUCUAGCUCGCCGAGCUCCAGCCGAAGAAGGGGGGCGGGUAAGUAAGGAGGUCUUUAUACCAUGGCUCGUACAAAGCAGACUGCUCGCAAAUCCACCGGUGGAAAAGCACCCAGGAAGCGACUGGCUACAAAAGCCGCUCGCAAGAGUGCGCCCUCUACUGGAGGGGUGAAGAAACCUCAUCGCUACAGGCCUGGGGCUGUGGCACUCCGUGAAAUACGACGUUAUCAGAAGUCCACUGAACUUCUAAUUCGCAAACUUCCUUUCCAGCGUCUGGUGCGAGAAAUUGCUCAGGACUUUAAGACAGAUCUGCGCUUCCAGAGCGCAGCUAUUGGUGCUUUGCAGGAGGCAAGUGAGGCCUAUCUGGUUGGCCUUUUUGAAGACACCAACCUGUGUGAUAUCCAUGCCAAACGUGUAACAAUUAUGCCCAAAGACAUCCAGCUAGCACGCUGGAUGGGAAAACAUAUCAUUAUCAAAAAAAAAAAAAAUUCUCUUCUUCCUUUAUUGUAUCUGCAGUAA